Messenger RNA from Gastrolobium bilobum, 2853 nucleotides. RefSeq names its product transcription factor bHLH74-like. The transcript is spliced from 8 exons. Gene Ontology annotation, molecular function: DNA-binding transcription factor activity; protein dimerization activity. Lineage: Eukaryota; Viridiplantae; Streptophyta; Magnoliopsida; Fabales; Fabaceae. The coding region runs from base 1150 to 2436 and encodes 428 amino acids. Gene Ontology annotation, cellular component: nucleus. Gene Ontology annotation, biological process: regulation of DNA-templated transcription. The record is from RefSeq and is a predicted model, not a curated record.
AGCAAAGGGCUCUCCCUCUCUCUCUCUCUCUCUCUUUCUUUCUAUCUCUAUAUGUGUCUUUCUUUCUAUCUCUCACUCGCUCUCUCUUUCUAGCUUAGUAGCUCCUGGUGUUGUCUGUAAUCUAUAAAAGUUGGAUUUUUGUGCUACCUUUGAUGUUUAUGCUUAGUACCCAAUUGGUGAAAUUGGUUUUUGCUGUCGAAUUUAAUCUACAUAGCAUUUGAUGCUCCCCUGUUGAUACUGUCAGACACAAACCCAGUAAAGUGAACUGUGCUAAAUCCUGUCCCUUUCAGUUUCACCGGUCAUCGCAGGAUUUGAGUAGAAUUUGAUGCCUUUGGUCGUUCCUUGUUCUUGGAUUCCCAUCCCAGAAUUUAUUAGCAAGAGUUUCCGCAGCCCUUCCUGUCCUGUCUUUUAAAUCAAUAACUAAAUUCUUAAAAAAAAAUAAAAUAAAAAAAAUACUUAUUUGUUUGUUUGGAGUUUGUUCAAUGUGUUGUUCCAAGCAAAGCAACUCUCGUCUAUAGUGAUAAUAAUCUUAGAUUAACAUCAAUCUCGUCGAGGUGUUUUUUGAUGGAAUAUUUGAGAUUUUAGUUGUUGUUGUGUGGACAAAGGAGAAAAGGGAAUCUGCUUUACUUGUAGUUUGAUGAGCUGUUAUGGCUAAUCCCAUUGUUCGUCUGUCUAUGUUCGCUUUAUGCUCUGAAGACUGAAAGGUUCACUUUCUUGUCUGUGAGGAAGCAUUUUUACCCCUUUUCCUCAGCAUUGAAGUAGGAGUAGACUUGAUACUAGGGUUUUUGAAGGAACAGGUAACAAGCUGGUGAUUUUGAAGAGUAGAUUCUAUUCCAUUUUACUUUUUAUUAUCUAAGCUACAAUGAGGGUUUUCUUUUACUUUAACUUCCUCUCCAGUCCUAUAAAGCUGUCAAGCUAUUUGUUCCUUGUUUAGUCCUGCAAGAUAUCUCUCCAUCCAACUUAGUCAAAAUUCGCUUUCCCUUUAAUCAUUUGCAGUUGUUUAUUUCUUCUUCUGUAUUAUACCUAAAUGCACCCCUGGUGUCAUCAAAUUGUUAAGUCUGGAUUGCACUAAUUGAUUCAUAUAUAUAUAUAUACAUAUUUAUAGGUUAGUUUUCAUAGUUGUAACGGUUUAGGCAAUAUUGAAUUCAGAUGGGUAGUGGUCAGGAAAAUGCAAUGGGGUUUCAACAUGGAAAUGAGAGCAUUCUGACUUGUCCUUCAUCGGGUUUGAGUGCAAAUGUUUCAGAGAUGGAUAUUAGUUCUGUGUCUAUGGUUAAGCCUUCUUCAGAUGUAGCUAAUCCUUUUCUUGCUUCUUCUGCUUGGGAUCCACUUGUUUCCUUGAGUCAGGCUCAAACUUUUGGAGGCUCCUCUUCAAUUGUUUCUCAUAGUGAGUUUGCCAAUGCCAAUUCAUCUUACCCUCUUGUUUUGGAAAAUCAGGGAAUGAGCAGCAACUCUCACCUCGUUCAAUACAUGUCUGAGUCAAAUCUUGCGGGCAUGGUUCCCAAGGUUCUUCCCUCCUAUGGAAGUGGAAGCUUCUCAGAAAUGGUUGGUUCCUUUGGCCAACCUGGGUCUGGUGACAUAGCUGACACAGGGUAUCGAUCACAUUAUAAUCCCAGCAAGGAUAUUGGAAUCGAAAGGGCAACAAUACAUGGUGAACAAUCUCAGAUUGAGGACUCAACUCUUGAAGAGGGAGCCCCAGGAUCUGCACCUAGUGGACUUAGGAGAAAACGAGGGCUUGAUCAUAAUUCUACUUUCAGUCCAAACAAGAAUGCUGAGAGUGAUUUGCUGAAAGAUUCUCCUAUGAAGAGCUCUGAUGGUGCAAAAGAACAUGAAAAGAAACCAAAAGUUGAGCACAAUACUAGUGCUGAUUUGCGUGGGAAGCAAGCUAAAGAUAUCUCUCUCAGUGGAGAAGCUCCCAAAGAUAAUUUCAUUCAUGUGAGAGCUCGAAGAGGUCAAGCUACGAACAGCCACAGCCUUGCAGAAAGGGUGCGAAGAGAAAAGAUUAGUGAGCGAAUGAGGUUGCUUCAAGAACUUGUUCCAGGAUGCAACAAGAUAACUGGCAAAGCAGUAAUGCUGGAUGAGAUCAUAAACUAUGUACAAUCACUGCAGCAACAGGUUGAGUUUUUGUCCAUGAAACUUGCCACAGUGAACCCAGAACUGAAUUUUGAUGUAGAAAGGAUUCUAUCCAAGGAUAUUCUCCAAUCACGCAUAGGACAUGGAAUUGGUGGAUAUGGUCCUAACAUCAGUUCCUCCCACCCAUUCAACAAUGGAAGUUUCCAGGGUACCAUGGCUGGCAUGCCUAGUACAUCAACACAAUUCCCUCCUUUGCCCCAGACUGUUUUGGACCAUGAGUUUCAAAGCUUCUAUGGAAUGGGAUAUGAUUCCAAUACAGCACUUGACAAUUUGGGACCCAAUGGGCGGUUGAAAACAGAGUUAUAGUGUGUGGAAUAUACUAUAGCCUUGUUUCAACAACAAAGAGACUUCUGAGUUUUUCAGUUGACUGCACAAUUUAACUGAAGUUGAAAAGGAGGGGAAAAUAGAGAGGGAAAGGAAAAAAAUAAAGGAUUUAGUUGUAUAGGAUCUUAAUACCUAACUGUUGGCUCUUCGAAUUUUUAGCAGAAGAUGACUUGUUAGAUUUUAUCAAUUGGAAAAUGAGUUACACAUGUUAUGUGAAUAUGUGUAAAAUCUAGAUCAUUCAGAACAAGUUGCAGUGGUCUUAUUUAAUGACAUGGAGGGCAGUAUUUGAGGAACAUGCGAGCAAAGUGUGUGCGUGCAACUAUUCAUUACUUUUAUAAAAUUAUGUAUAGAGUUGCCUGGCUAGGAUUUUUGAAGCUCAUUGUUUUCAACAGUGUUUCA